CUCUUGCUCUGGCCGCCAAUCGAGCCCUUCUGCUGGGCCUUUCUCACCAGUCCAGACUGCCGCCACCACAAGACAGGCUCAAUACCGUUCAGCUGUCUACAACCACAGUCAUCGGCUCACCAGGAACGAUAGCACAAACGGCGGUCAGCUGUCAACCGCUUCUGCACCCGGAGCCGAGAAAGUCAAGUUAUUAGGCAAUCGUGUAGACGUGGGGCUAUUGAUUUGUCAGUCUCUAUCUCACUGACAGCGGCCAGUGAUCAACCGCGCGCAAAGCUGGAUAGACUCGGUCCGCGAAUUCGCGACCUGCGCCGGCGCUUGUCGAUGCCGAGAGACAGAAGCAUGUCGCCGUCAACAGGUCCGCCUGGAGGCGCUGACGGGGCGAUCCAACCGGACUCGCUCACUCGCAAGGCUACGCAAAGCCCUCACCGAGACGAUAUUUGCUGCAUAUUCGUCCAUGCUGGAGCAGGCUACCAUAGCCACCAAAACGAACGUAUUCACCUUGAUGCGUGCAAUGACGCUGCCCAAGUCGCAAUGCUGAUUCUACGGAAUGGUGGCUCCGCCCUGGAUGCCGUCGAAAUGGCCGUCAAGAUUCUCGAAGACAGAGAGAUCACGAAUGCAGGUUAUGGCAGCAACCUGGCCAUGGAUGGCGUUGUCGAGUGCGAUGCUUCCAUUGUCGACCACCAUGGUCGCAGUGGGGCAGUGGGCGCAGUAUAUAAAAUCAAGAAUCCAAUCUCGCUAGCUAGGCUCGUUCUAAAUCACACCACACAAUCGUUGACCCUGCGUCGCGUUCCGCCAAAUCUCCUCGUCGCUCAAGGGGCAAUAGAAUUCGCCGACGAGAUGGGCGUGCCAGUAUUGCCACAUGACGCACUGAUCUCUCCGGCAGCACAUGAGAGGUGGCUUCGCUGGAAGACCGAUCUGAGAGUAGCAGAGAAGAAAGCCAGGAAAACCGGCGCCCAUCCCUCCUGCUGGAGAAUCAGGACGCCUAGGACAACUAAAGAUGAGGAAGAGGAAGAACGGCUACGGAUGCAACAUACCAGGAACUUGUUGCAAGGCUACCCACACCUUGCUCAGCCUAUGUCACCAAUACCUUCAGAAGACUCGAUUUAUUAUGCCGGGGAGGAGACCUCCGCCACUCCCUCUGAUCCAUCAGCACCCCAGUCAGAUAUCUCAAUGGGCUCAUCUACAAGUGAGGAGUGUAUGACUAUGCCAGAGUCGGCGACAUCAACGCGGCUGCUGCAGCCACCAUCAGCCCGCCCUCUGACAGUUGAAGAAUCGUCUCGGAGCGCCUUUAUCAACAGUACCCAGAAGCUGCCUACGCUCAGGCAGUUUAAAGACAGCAGAGCCUUGCGGGAUAUCACUGCGGAGCACAUUGCGGAGGACACCGCAAUGCGAGAUUCCGACGGUGGCCCAAUCGCAUGGGGUGACGGCUCCGAUGAAGACACGUAUUCCGCAUCUAGCACCGCGACGAUAAAACCGUCCGAUCUUGCUAUGAAUAUUCCACUGCCCGACACGCCUCCUGAUAAGCAUAUCGAAUGCCUGACGCCCCCCGUGGCGACGCCGCUGGAGCAUGUAAAAGAAACGGCUCCGCUUCCGCCAAAACCAGCCUCUCCUCCUACAUCUCGAAUGGGCGAGGAGGACUGCAUAACCGAUACCGUUGGCGCCAUUGCUGUUGAUGGUUGGGGAAAUAUUGCCUGUGCUGCCUCGUCGGGUGGUAUCGGGAUGAAAUACCGCGGUCGGGUUGGCCCGGCGGCUCUUGUGGGUGUAGGCACUGCCGUUGUUCCCAUAGACCCAGACGACUUAGACGGGACGUGUGUUGCGACAGUUACGAGCGGAACGGGCGAGCACAUGGCGACCACUAUGGCUGCCACUACUUGCGCCGAACGUCUGUAUCAAAGCAUCAAAAAGGGUAAGGGAGGCGAAUACGUGGAAGUCACGGAGGACGAGGCGAUGAGAUCAAUGAUUGAGAACGAUUUCAUGGGUCAUACAAGCGUCAAGAACAGCAGCUCCGCCGGCGCGAUCGGCAUUCUGGGCGUCAAGAAGUCCCGCCAAGGGAUUAUGCUGUACUAUGGCCACAAUACCGACUCUUUCGCUAUGGCUUCGAUGCACUCCGACGAGGACAAGCCUUGGUGUGCCAUGUCGCGCAGUAACGGAAACGGCCAGAUCGCCCAAGGAGGGCGCAUGAUGCGCUACCAGAGAAAGAAGAAGACGAAGACCACAGGUCUCCCGCGUCAAUAAUUCGCCUAACGUUGGCCCAGCUGCCGUUGCCGCCGGCG
Molecule: messenger RNA, 2273 nt
Organism: Trematosphaeria pertusa
Lineage: Eukaryota; Fungi; Ascomycota; Dothideomycetes; Pleosporales; Trematosphaeriaceae
Product: N-terminal nucleophile aminohydrolase
Exons: 4
Coding region: 322-2235 (637 amino acids)
Biological process (GO): protein maturation
Molecular function (GO): threonine-type endopeptidase activity
Source: RefSeq, a predicted model, not a curated record